AGAAGGUGUAAAAAGAUAAAAAAAAACACAGACAACACAACAAGACAAGACGCCCCAAGGAGCACCAUCGCAUUGGAUUGCAAUUUGUGCUGGCCCAGCAACCAACUGAAACAACAAGCCCCCCAAUCAGAGAUCACAGACUAGCUGCCCCACAUCUGGACCAUGGUGGACUACUACAAAGUUUUGGAUGUGCCGCGCACAGCCACCGACAGUGAAGUGAAGAAAGCAUAUCGCAAACUAGCAUUGAAAUGGCAUCCAGACAAAAACCCCGACAACCUGGACGAGGCCAACAAACGCUUCCGCGAACUAUCCGAAGCCUACGAAGUCCUGUCCGACGCCCGUAAGCGCAGGAUCUACGACUCCCGGGCCACUCUCCACAAGUCCUCGGCAAGCAGCAGCAGCAACAGCAGCUCCUACUCCCGCUACCGCAGCGGAGGAACCACCGGCUAUGGUCGGGACUACGAUUACGACUACUACCCGGGCUCUGGAUAUGGGUCUGGGUCUGGGUCCGGACGACGGUCCGGCAACCGCUACCAAGCCUUCACCUUCCGUAACCUCUUCGAGGGGACACCGUUUCACAAGGUCUUCGAGAAGAAACGUCGUAUCUACGAUGAGUACGGCAAGGAUGGACUGGGAGACCGUGGUCAGAGCCGCUCGCACACCCGCCACCACUACAACACCCACGACUUUGACGACUUCGACAUAAUGGGUGGCUUUCCGUUCGUCUUCCGACCCCCCGAGGAGGUCUUUCGUGAGUUCUUCGGCGUGAACUCGCCCUUUGCCGAUUUCUUCAGGGAUGCCAAUGGAUACUCGAACGGCAGCACGAGUGGAUCGAGCAGCAGUCGACGCCAUGGCGGCACCAGUGGCGGCAUAGGAGCCUCCCGCCACCACCAUCACCACCAGCACAAAUUGGCCAAUCCGUUUGGAGCACCCAUGCUCAACUACUCGAUGAUGGACUUCUUCAUGCCCACCAGCGGCUUCACCUCGUUCUCGUCCAUGACCAGCAGCAAUGGCAGCAGCGGCGUCACCCACAUCUCUGGAGGGCCCAGUGCGGGCGUCAAGCGCACCUCCACCUCAACGGUGUUCGUCAAUGGCAAGAAACUGAUGACCAAAAAGGUCGUCGAAAAUGGCAAGGAAACUGUCUUUUCAUACGAAAAUGAUGUCCUUAAAUCAAAGACUGUGAACGGAGUUUCCCAAAAGCUCUCUUCAAUAGCUAAUUAAUCAAGAAAACUUACGCAUAAUAUCGAUAUGAGCAACAGCAACAGUAACAUCAACAAAAACCAACAAAGAAAAGUCAUAAAUGUAAAGGAAAACAUUAACAAACCAAUAGCAACUCGGAUUUCUUGAAGAAUGCUUCGAUAAAUGAUACGUUAAACCCCUUGUUCUACAUUAGAAUCUAGUUACUUUUAAUGGAAAGAGCGGUAGCAGUAGCGGUAUCGAGGAGGAGUAGCACUAAUGGAGCAGCAGCAGCAGAAGGAACCAGCAAGUAAUGGACCAACAAAAGCUUAGAACCACCAUCCAGAGCAAGCGCAGCGGCAGCAGGGAACGACAUUAAUAAUGCACACCAAACCACAUCAAAAUUCCUUGUUAUGGCAAAUUAUUUUAGAGCGAUUUUAUUCGAAAACAAAACAAGACGCCUAAAAAUUAUAUAAAUACUAUAAAUAGUUGCGGUGGAAAUUAAUAAAGACAGCGCCGACCACUAAGAAAAGCCACUAGGAAAUCCAAUCCAGAAAGGCUUGGGGCGGGGGCACGGUCGUGUUGGGAGCCAAUCUUGAGAGCUGUUCAUAGCCUGUUCGUGAAUAUCCUUGGGGGAGUAAAUAUGUAUUUUUCAUUGUAUGUAUGUAGUUAUCUUUCUACCAUUAGUCACUUAAGUUGCCACAAUACUUACUAGGAAGCGAUAAAGUUUAAAUCAUUUGUAAUCAUGCGAGUAGGGAAUUGAGAACGGCGUGAUUGUCACUUGCUUGAAAUGUAAAAACUAUCAAAUAAAAUAUACAACAUACUAUAUAAUUCAAAACGACAUUAAAUGUUUAUACAUAUUUGAUAACCUAAACUUUUAAUAUUUUUAAUGCCGUAUCCUAGCGUUUAGUCGUUUUUUAAAUGCUUAAGACUAUUCUCACAUAACCUGCAGCCGAAUCGGAGAAGAAACAUAAACAAAUUAUCUAACAUAAUCGCCCCUAAUUUAAUACCUUGUUUUAGUAGCGCCUGCAUAAUGAAAAUAAAUGAAAAACAAAACCAACAAAAAUAAGAAUAUAAAAUCCAAUGCAAAAAAAUAAUA
Molecule: messenger RNA, 2275 nt
Organism: Drosophila bipectinata
Lineage: Eukaryota; Metazoa; Arthropoda; Insecta; Diptera; Drosophilidae
Source: RefSeq, a predicted model, not a curated record